Procambarus clarkii (red swamp crayfish) is the source of this 4289-nucleotide messenger RNA. RefSeq lists its product as uncharacterized. Lineage: Eukaryota; Metazoa; Arthropoda; Malacostraca; Decapoda; Cambaridae. The record is from RefSeq and is a predicted model, not a curated record.
UAGAGGUUAGAGAAGGAGAGAGUUCUGGAAGGUGAAGGUGGGACGAGGAGCUGGCAACUGUGGUCAAGCGGCGGCCGGCGACGGGCUCCACACAGCAAUGGCUGCUUGAAUGAAAUCAGAAGAUACAUCCGGAAAUAAAUCGCCUCUGAAGUCGCUUAGCCAUUUCAACGGGACAGCUAUGUCCUCUGAUAAGACAACUAUAAUGUCCGCGGAUAAGACAAGUACCAUGUCCACGGAUAAGACAACUACUAUGUCCACGGAUAACACAGCUAUGUCCACGGAUAACACAACUAUGUCCACGGAUAAGACAAGUACCAUGUCCACGGAUAAGACAACUGCCAUGUCCACGGAUAAGACAAAUAUGAUACCCAUGGAUAAGACAAAUGCCAUGUCCAUGGAUAAGACAACUGCCAUGUCCACGGAUAAGACAACUGCCAUGUCCUCGGAUAAGACAACCACCAUAUCCUCGGAUAAGACAACCACCAUAUCCUCGGAUAAGAGCUCGUCCAUAUCUUCAGUUGAGAGAACGCCCAUGCAUUCAUAUGAAACUACUCUCAUGUCAUUAAGUGAAACAACUUCCAACUCUACAUUAAACAAAAUGGAGUGUGUAUUUGGUGUCUUGUAUAACUGUGUGACACGGGCUGGAGAGCUGGUCAUUACUGAUGUACUCAAAGUUCUCUAUUCUCAGCAGUACAUCAAAUCUUGUAGUGGAAACAUGUCUGUAUUCGAUUAUUGCAUUACGAAUAAACACUGGAGUCCCGAAAGAACUCAGAACAAGUUUGAAUAUAGUGAAUAUCUUACAUGCAAUAUUAGAACGCAGAAAACAGUGGAUGUAAAUUUUGCAUUCAAAGUUAUUGUGGAAAUAUGUGGCAAUGCAUUUGACUGGUUGGAUCCAGAUUGCAGGAGCCAAAUCAAGUUGGUAAAAAAUUACAAGUACAGGAUUUGCAAAAAUUACGGGCAAAAUUACCCUGAACUUAGAGCUGAACUGCACAAAUUUUGGAAGAUAAUUAGAAAUAUCUAUGCACAGGUUAGUCAGGAAUUCAGAACUGACUUUAAAGAAAGCCUGAACGAGGUUUUAAGAACGCUACAACUGUCUGAACAAAGUAUGGUUCAAAGUCAAGGUUUGUCAUUAGACAAAGAAAUUUUUAAUAAAUUUUCAAGUGACACGGAAGUUCGUAAGCUAAUUAUGGCUCAGAGAGAACUAUCAGAUCACCACAAGAAGUUACAAGUGGCAAAUCCUUUCACCUGGACAGAUGACCAGUGCUACCAAAGUUCUAAAGGUGAAGUCGUUGCUAAACUGGUUACAAACGAAAUUUACACACCAUUGGGUAUUGGCGGCACUGAAACAAAAGUUAGCAUGAAUCAGGUGCUGAAAGCUACCAAGAGGAUAGCGGAAGAAGAGGUAAUAACUCCAGUUUUGAUAAUAAAUGGCGUUGAAGGUUCAGGAAAGACGACUAUCUGCUACAAUCUUGUGCAAAAUUGGCUUGGAAGAUCAGGCAUAAUUGAUGAUCUCGAUAAUUUUGAUUUAGUGUUUCUUAUUGAACACAGCAAAGUUAAGUCUAGGCUUUUUAAAAAUGUAAUGAAGGAACAGAUGUUGCCUAAAACUUGCAGAGAUUUCAAAAUAGAGAAAAUUCUUCAGUUUAUGAUGGGACUGGAAGUAGUUUUUAUUAUAGACGGAUAUGAUGAAACAACUAGAGAUACCUUUCCCAUUGUUGAGGAAAUAUUUGAGCAUUUUAGCAACAAACGCAUUAUAUUGACGACGCGACCAGACUCACUUGGAGCCACCACAGCUCUCAUGUUCAAAAAUCAUGUUAACUUCCAUACCAUUGAAGUAUCAGAACUUGAUGAUCUCUCACAAAUUAGAUUGGCUAAAGCUAUUUACAAGCAUAUGUGUAGCGAUCGUAAAAUUGAGAGAACACUGUUGAAUAAAUUUGUUGAUUAUCACCAUAGAGGUGCUGGGAGGAACAUUCUAGGUCAUCUGAGACUUCCACUCACUGCUGCUCUUUAUAUGGUCCAUUGGAGAACUGGUAAGAUUAAAGUGCAAACAGGAACUGAACUACAUGAUGCUUUAUUCAACAAAAGCACAGAAAAGUUGGAAAAUCGCAAAGGCACGACCAGUGUAAAUGACAAAGACAUAUUGUAUCACGUAUUGCCUAAGUUAUUAGGAAAGUCAGCAUGGAUGCUUCUCAAGAAUAAAAUGUAUACUCUGCAAGAAAGCAUGGUAGAUGAAAUACGAGAAUCCGUAAAGGGUCUUAAUGUUGAUCUUAUUGACGUGCUACUACCAUAUCUAACAUGUAACUCCAACCACUAUUCACAACCUACUACGAGAGAGCUUUCUUUUAUGAACAGACCUCAACAGGCAUAUUAUGCCUCCAGAUUCUUAACGGAAUGCAUAACAGAAAAGAAAACUACUGUCCGAGAUAUUGAACAGCAAGUGAGUAACUGGAAAGACUUUAGUUUUGUUCUUUUAUUUCUUAUUGGACAUUUGACCUCUCAUGAAAAAAUGGACAAAAUGAUUGUGAAACAAGUACUAAAUAUUAUCUAUAAUGCAGGUUUUACUGCUGAAAGUUACAGCUAUUGGUGGGACCUCUAUGUUGAGAGUAAGGGUGAUGAAACUGUUACAGAUUUCAUUGUCGAAAGAUUUUUACCUAAAUCUCAUUGGGUAGUAAAUGACAAGACUGUUGUUCCUGCUCUUAAACUCCUUGGGUCUUGUCCAGUUAACCUUAAAAGUUUGAAGAUUGACAUUCCUAAUACCAUCGAUCCUUUUGAUAUCCCAGAAUUCCUAAGUAUUAUGGAGAGUUUUCCAACCAAAUUAGAAGGGAGAUAUGGGAAGCACAAACAAAUUGAAGUAGAGUUGCACUUUUGGCAUCAUGAUGAAACAGGAAGUACUGAGCCGUCUGACAAGUUUCUCCGUACGCUACACCCGUGGGGCAUGUUGGUAAACUUCACGGGUGAGCUUGGGGAACAGGAAGAAGGAAAAGAGUUGAUCUGUAAGGCAAAUAAUUCCAGAACUAUACGUGCUCGACUGAAAACGCCUGGGGCGCUCAGAACCCUGAAGGUCAUCGCCAAGCAACUGUCUCCACUCUGCCGGGUAGUUCGCAUCACCAUUGCCAUUCCUGAAGGAUACAACCCAGCAACUUUCUCAGAACUUGACUGCCCAAAUCUAGAACUUAAUUUUAAAGAAAUCUCCAAUGAAAAUACGGAAUGGAUAAUUAAGGCCAUUAAAAGUAUUGGUGGAAGAAAAGGCAUCUGGAGGGCAUGUUUCAACACCUGCACCUUGGACAUUGAGGCCCAAGCAAACCUCUUAAAGAGUCUCUCUGGCAUCAUAAUUGACAAGUUAUCAAUCCGCACCAUCAUGGAUGUUGAUAAAGAUCAAAAGAAAAAGUUACAAGCCACUGCUUCGUUUACUGUCAACUGGAUGUAAUGCAGAGUACUUCCUGGAGGAUGAUUAAGUAAUGAUGGCAUCAUUACUUAAGCCAUCUUUGUGGAUAUUGAUGAAGACCAAGAGAAAAAGUUGUAAGCCAAUGCUACUUUUACUGUCAACUGGAGUACUGUACUUACUGGAGGCCCAGAACCCCAGUUCUGACAAAGAAUCUCGGGCAUCAUUACUUAACAAGUUGUAAAGUUGUUCCUUCGUGGAUAUUGAUGAAUACCAAUAGCAGGUUGAAACGCCUUGCUAUUUUUAUAGUCAAUUGGAUAUAUAGUAAUUUAUCUUUCAGUUUAAGGGUAAAAAAAUUUCGUCUGCAAACUUACAAAAAAGUUUAAUAUUAGAUAUCGUUACAUUCAUCACCAAAUAUAUUGGGACUUAUUUGCAUGGUUAUCAAAGAUAUCUUUGCAGAUGCUGUGUAAACAAAUCAUUAUAUUUAUAUUAAAGGGCUGUGAUUCUUGUGAAGCAAACCAUUAGAACUAUGCUUUAAUUUUCAUAUUUCCUAUUCGAAAAAUGUUACAUUUAUUUUGUCUUGGUAUUUUAAUAGUAUUUUUGGUGUAAUCUUACAAAUACUAAUUGUAGGUGAGUUAAUAUCGAAUAUUGCACACUGAUGAAUUAUUGUAUAUUGAUGGGAAAAUAUUGAACAGGGAGUUUUUGGUUCAUGCCAAAUAAGACCUGUUUACUCCCAAUUAUUUUCAGGGUAUAUGACCAAUAUUAUUAUAUUCAAACUUAGCUGGAUAGAGUAUUUUGUUAUGCUAUCUUGUAAAUUAUGCCUGACAUUUCUAAUAUUUUGACAAUGCAAAGUUUUUGUUUCCUCUAUAAACCUGUAUUUGUUAACUGGAAUAAAUUUUAUAUGAGCUUU